Ectocarpus sp. CCAP 1310/34 is the source of this 1360-nucleotide messenger RNA. The record is from the annotation of a GenBank genome assembly. Lineage: Eukaryota; Phaeophyceae; Ectocarpales; Ectocarpaceae.
GAGUACACACAUCCUACGAAUGUGCCAUGGGAUCAUCUGGUUCGAAGCCAACCGAGCCUCCAGCGGCUACUCCCAGCUCUUCGCAGAUCCUGGUACCCGUUUCAGGGACCGCGGAGCCACCGAAAGUCGGCAAGUCGGGCAAGAAAAUUUGCUGUUCCUGUCCAGACACAAAAGCGGCUAGGGACGACUGUGUCAUCUUGAACGGCGAAGAGGAGUGCAAGAAUUUCAUCGAGGCGCACAAGGAAUGCCUGCGUUCGGAAGGCUUCGACAUCCGAUAGCACAACGAACGCGCUGGAGAGGCUUGCGCCUGCUGCGUGCGAAUAGUCAUUUGCGUCGUAUCGCCGUUGGUUCUUGUGCAUACUGGCUGUGCCAUCGGCGAACGUGUUUGGACUUCGAAGACGAUUCGUUUACGAUGUGUUUCAUUCGUUGUAACACCCUCCAGUAGAGCUAUGAUUGGGUUUGUCAUCCCCCUCAUCCCGGACGCCGUUCUUUACACCUUCCGGUGAAAUUUCUGGACGCAGUAGCUGGAGUAGACAAAAAGAAAAGGAAGGCCACACAGCACAAGUUUGAGUAGUCAGCGAUUGCAUUGCUCUUUUGUUUCUUGCAACACGACCAUACGGUUCCUCCGUGAAACGCGCGUGGUUUGUUUUUGGUGUACUGUCGGGGGUUUCGUGGGGAGCUUGCGGGCAGGGCAAUAAACCUCUUGUAUGUAGUUGGUCAUGUCAAAUUUCAUACAUCUAGAGAGCCAGGAGGCCAGGAGACGCAAGCAUGGGCUUCGAGCAGAGAGUUGUUUUUUUGCCGGGACUAGUGUAGAAGACCCUUUUUUGUGUGUGGUUUCUGAUGUAUGUGUUGUUGUUCGUGGUGGAAUCUAUGCUCAGGUGUGAAGAGAGACGCAGCGGUACGAUAGUGAGUAGGCAUGGCCAGCUAGGGUGCCCCCUCAUUUGCAUCUUGAUAAUAGAGAGAGGACAUGUCCGUCCAGUGUGCCCCUCGCAUUUUGUAAGAACUUGUGUUAUUUUUCUCGCGUUUCGUGGAACUUUGCUUCGUACCACCUUUUUGGGCCCGUAAGUGCUGCAGGAGAAUUAAAUCUCUUUGACAAGGAAAGCGCGGGAGAUGAUGGGUGGGGUGUUGGUCAAGAGACCGCACGGGGGAUUUCUGCCCCCCUGCUACGUAACGCCUCCAGCGAAAUGUUCAUGGUUCAUUGUCGCACCUGUUGAAAGCUAGCUCGCUCUGAGAGCUAUUAUUAAAAGCCUUCCGUUAUCCAUGUUGCGUGUUCCCCGCAAGCGUAACUCAGGAGGGCACGGGGAUUGCAAUCCCAUACACCUAUGCUAAUAAAUCACGAUAAGGCGAAAUCCUGGGGGAG